Messenger RNA from Impatiens glandulifera, 1629 nucleotides. RefSeq names its product nuclear poly(A) polymerase 4-like. The transcript has a single exon. The coding region runs from base 223 to 1629 and encodes 468 amino acids. Gene Ontology annotation, cellular component: nucleus. Gene Ontology annotation, molecular function: poly(A) RNA polymerase activity; RNA binding. The record is from RefSeq and is a predicted model, not a curated record. NCBI's taxonomy places the organism in Eukaryota, Viridiplantae, Streptophyta, Magnoliopsida, Ericales, Balsaminaceae.
GUACUAGAGAAGCAAUAUGACGUUACGAAGGCAAUAUCUACUGCUAAACCAACUAAGGCUGAUUUACGUAGAACUGCAGAAUUAGAAAAGUUCUUGGAAGAUGCGGGACUUUACGAAGGCAAGUCGGAAACUUCUAAGAGAAAAGAGGUCAUUGAUCGUAUCAAGGAGAUAACAAAAGUUUGGGUGAAACAACUGACACUUCUAAGAGGCUAUACAGAACAAAUGGUGGAGGAUGCAAAUGCCUUAAUAUUUACCUUUGGCUCUUAUGGACUUGGGGUACAUGGUCCUGGAGCUGAUAUGGACACUUUAUGUAUAGGGCCUUCAUAUAUCAAUCGCGAUGAAGAUUUUUUCGUUAUACUACAUGGAAUGUUGGAAGAGUUGGUAGAAGUGACCGAUUUGCAGCCCAUUCCUAAUGCUCAUGUUCCAGUUAUGAAAUUCAAGUUUGAUGGGAUAUCAAUUGAUCUUCUUUAUGCUAGUAUAUCUCUUUUGGUUGUCCCGGAAGAUCUGAAUAUAUGUGAUGUGUCAGUCCUAUACAAUGUUGAUGAGCCAACUGUUCGAAGUCUUAAUGGAUGUAGAGUUGCAGAUAAAAUUCUUAAGCUUGUUCCAAAUGUGGAGCAUUUUCGUACAACGUUACGCUGUUUAAAGUUUUGGGCUAAAUGUCGUGGUAUUUAUUCAAAUGUCACCGGUUUUCUUGGAGGGGUGAACUGGGCUCUCCUUGUUGCCCGAGUUUGUCAGCUCUUUCCGAAUGCUGCACCCAACAUGUUAGUUUCACGUUUUUUCAGGAUGUAUACACAGUGGCAUUGGCCAAAUCCUGUCAUGUUAUGUGAAAUUGAACAAGAGGAAUUGGGUUUUUCUUUUUGGGACCCUCGUAAGAAUCCUCGUGAUAGAACUCAUCAUAUGCCAAUCAUAACUCCGGCUUAUCCUUGCAUGAAUUCUAGCUACAACGUUUCAAUGAGCACCCUUAGGGUCAUGAUGGAGCAGUUCCAGUUUGGCAACAAGAUAUGCGAGGGAAUUGAGAUGAACAAGGGAUUAAAAUGGAAAGAUUUGUUUGAGCCGUAUUUGUUCUUUGAAAGUUAUAGAAACUAUCUACAGGUUGACAUAGUUGCUGCUGAUAAUGGAGAUUUACUUGGUUGGAGAGGUUGGGUUGAGUCCCGGCUGAGACAACUGACUCUGAAGAUAGAACGAGAUACCUUUGGAAAACUGCAGUGCCAUCCUUAUUCUAACGUGUAUCUGGAUCCAUCUAAGAGUUGUUCUCAUUCUUCAUUUUUUAUGGGUCUGCAAAGAAAGCAAGGGGAAAUAGUCCAAGAAGGUCAGCAAUUUGAUAUUCGUGGAGCUGUUGAUGAGUUCAAGCAUGCGGUCAGUAUGUACAUGUGGUGGAUGCCGGGGAUGGAUAUCUCUGUUUCUCAUAUUCGGCGAAACCAGAUUCCUCUUUAUGUUUUCACAACAAAUAAGAUUAGGCCCAAAUCCCAACAAGAAGGAUUGUGUAUGAAAAGAAAGGUGGACCAGAUCGAUCAUCAGGAAUCUCUAAAGAAGCGGAUAUCGAGUCGCCUUGAGUCUAGUAUAACUAAUUCAAGUAUGGGGUUGAUGCACCAGGAAAAAAGAAGCAGUUUUAUGUUAUUGAUGGUUUAG